Lentinula edodes (shiitake mushroom) is the source of this 1154-nucleotide messenger RNA. RefSeq names its product armadillo-type protein. NCBI's taxonomy places the organism in Eukaryota, Fungi, Basidiomycota, Agaricomycetes, Agaricales, Omphalotaceae. Gene Ontology annotation, cellular component: eukaryotic translation initiation factor 4F complex. Bases 153 to 986 code for a protein of 277 amino acids. The transcript has a single exon. The record is from RefSeq and is a predicted model, not a curated record. Gene Ontology annotation, molecular function: translation initiation factor activity; mRNA binding; protein binding.
GUCAUCCUUCAGAGUCUCUGCCGAAGUGCAAAUCUCACACUCUUGACCUCUCAACUAGUAUAGCUGGCAAGUCAGAUAAUCCUGCACCUCAACUGUCUGCUUUCGCCACCGCACGUGUUAUUGGCAAAGGAGCCCGCACUCCUUUCGGUGAAAUGGGUAUCCCUCUUGAACCCGUCGCGCCAACACUCUGGGACAGGAAAGCCAUCGCGAAUGUCGAUCAAGACUCUCCUGAGAUCAUUGACCGUAAACUGAAAUUUUUGCUAAACAGACUUACGAUAGAGAAGUUCGACUCCAUCUCCGAUCAAAUUAUCGCUUUGGUGAACAAAUCAGAGAAAGAGAAGGAUGGACGAACGUUGAUUCAAGUCAUUCGUCUCGUAUUCGAGCAAGCAACCGAUGGGGAAAAUCAAUCAGAGAUGUAUGCUCUUCUUUGUCGAAAAAUGAUGGAACAGAUUAGUGCCAACGUUCAGGAUGAUAGCAUUAGAAAUGCGGAAGGGAAGCCCAUAGCUGGCGGUAAUCUCUUCCGCAAGUACCUGCUCGAUAGGUGUCAGGAGGACUUCGAACGUGGCUGGUUCAAUAAAGAGGCUACUGCUGCCGCUGCUGCCACGAAGGUGAUAGAGGAACAAGCACUGAAAGCUGCCAAUACGACAAAAGGGGAGGAAGAGGUUGCCCUAUACUCCGACGAAUAUUACGCUGCUCAGAAGGCGAAACGUCAGGGUCUCGGUCUCAUCAAGUUCAUUGGUGAACUUUUCAAACUGCAGAUGCUUACGGAGCGUAUUAUGCACGAGUGUGUCAAGAAACUUUUGGGCAACGUGGAGAACCCAGAAGAAGAAGAAAUCGAGUCGCUGUGCAAGCUUCUCAUCACUGUUGGCCAGAUGCUUGAUACGCCUAAAGCUCGUGCGCACAUGAAUGUUUACUUUGACCGCAUGAAGCAAUUGGCGAAGAGUACCAAUGUCAACUCCCGUAUGCAAUUUAUGUUACAGGUAUGAUAAAACCUCGGUUUCAUUCUGGAAUAAUCUUCUGAUGCGUUUUCAGGAUGUUAUUGAGCUCCGUGAGCGGAAAUGGCAGCAGGGGAACGCCGUCGCUGCACCUACUACGAUCGCUAAAAUUCACGAAGCAGUGAGUGCCCCUGACCUUGACAUCAGUUAUCUUUAUCG